Messenger RNA from Miscanthus lutarioriparius, 639 nucleotides. The record is from the annotation of a GenBank genome assembly. Lineage: Eukaryota; Viridiplantae; Streptophyta; Magnoliopsida; Poales; Poaceae.
AUGGCACAACAUCUUCGAGGUAACGAUUCGUUGGCACAGGUUAUUAAUACGUCGCCCCCGCACCAGCAACAGCAGAGGCAGGAGAUCACAGUCGCCCAGAUUUCUCCAGACGCAGUCGAUGAAAUUAUAGGACGAUACAAGAAAUUUCCCAAGUCGGCAUCAGAUGAACUGGAUGAGUUUCGUGGUUGGCUGAUGGUGCUCAACACACUGACGGCCUCCAUGACAUGGAACGCAGCGCUCAACCCACCCGGUGGUGUCUGGCAAGCCGAUGAUGCCGCCAAUGGCUAUGUCGCGGGCAGCUCGGUUUUCCGUGACAAAAACAUCGUCAGAUACCACUUAUUUGAAACGUUCAACAAUUUGGGCUUCUACUCAUCCCUUCUCAUUCUCGUGCUUCUUUGCAUUAACUGGGUAUUCAGGAAGAUACAUAUCAUGGUUAUCAACAUCCUCGUGUCCACGGACCUCGUAAGCCUGUAUGCAACGUUCUUUCUCGGCAGCUCAGUGAAUAAGAAAGAUUCUCCCCUUAUGCAACGUUCUUUCUCGGCAGCUCAGUGCAUAUACAUUAUUCGUAAUUGUAUACCUCACAUGGCUAAUGCGAAAGCCGAGAGUGUAGUUAUAGAACCCAUCAACUAUUAUGCAUAA